GCGUUUCCUCUCAAGAGGCUGGAGCCCGCGUUCGCGGAGCUCUCCGAUGCCAUGGCUGAUCUCGAGGCAAACAUGAUGCAUUUCCAGCUCAUCGACGAAAGCUUGGCCCGUUUUGGCGAAUCCUUCGCCAGCUUUCUCUACGGCCUUAACAUGAACGCGUUUUGCGUCGACUUUCCCGAGUGCCCCGUUCCCCAGUCAUUCCGUCGAGACCGUCAGCACCUCAGUCAGCCCAGCACCACGGAUGUGAAGCCCGGGCACGACGGGGAAGCGACUUAUAUGUAAGCGCCCUUAUUCGAAGGAUUUGCUGACGGCAGCAAAGGACUACCGACACAUCUUUCGUGGAGAGCCCUCCCAAGUCGACAGGACCCAGUCUGAAGCACAAUGUCCCUGGGCAUCGCCAGUCUCGACUACCA
Trichoderma citrinoviride is the source of this 413-nucleotide messenger RNA. RefSeq lists its product as hypothetical. Gene Ontology annotation, cellular component: DASH complex; mitotic spindle; mitotic spindle polar microtubule. NCBI's taxonomy places the organism in Eukaryota, Fungi, Ascomycota, Sordariomycetes, Hypocreales, Hypocreaceae. Gene Ontology annotation, biological process: mitotic sister chromatid biorientation. The annotation marks the transcript as partial. The transcript has 3 exons. The record is from RefSeq and is a predicted model, not a curated record.